This is a messenger RNA of Myotis brandtii (Brandt's bat), 5348 nucleotides long. RefSeq names its product 2'-5'-oligoadenylate synthase 3. The coding region runs from base 82 to 5274 and encodes 1730 amino acids. The record is from RefSeq and is a predicted model, not a curated record. Gene Ontology annotation, molecular function: 2'-5'-oligoadenylate synthetase activity; double-stranded RNA binding. NCBI's taxonomy places the organism in Eukaryota, Metazoa, Chordata, Mammalia, Chiroptera, Vespertilionidae. Gene Ontology annotation, biological process: regulation of ribonuclease activity; defense response to virus; negative regulation of viral genome replication. Gene Ontology annotation, cellular component: cytosol; membrane; nucleoplasm. The transcript has 27 exons.
GGUCUGAGCCUUGAGUUCCUUAAACAGAACACGCCCGGGGCCCUCCAGUUCCGACUGGCAUCCACAGACCUUGAAAACUGGAUGGACGUUAGCUUGGUGCCCGCCUUUGACGCUCUGGGUCAGCUCAGCUCCAGUGUCAAACCCAAGCCCCAGGUCUACGCCACCCUCCUCGAAAGUGGCUGCCAGAAGGGCGAGCACGCGGCCUGCUUCGCCGAGCUGCGGAGAAACUUCGUGAACACCCGGCCGGCCAAGCUGAAGAACCUGAUCCUGCUGGUGAAGCACUGGUACCGCCAGGUGUGCCCAAAGGCGGGGCGGAACCAGAUGCCCCCUGCCUACGCCCUGGAGCUGCUGACCAUCUUCGCCUGGGAGCAGGGCUGUGGGAAGGAGGCCUUCAGCCUGGCCCAAGGCCUCCGCACCGUCCUGGGCCUGAUCCAGCAGUACCAGCACCUGUGUGUUUUCUGGACCACCAACUACAGCUGCGAGGACCCUGCAGUGAAGAAGUUCUUGCAGCGCCAGCUUGAGGGACCCAGGCCCGUGAUCCUGGACCCGGCUGACCCCACGUGGGACGUGGGGGACGGGGCAGCCUGGCGCUGGGACCUGCUGGCCCAAGAGGCAGAGUCCUGCUACGACCGCCCGUGUUUCCUGCAGGCGGCAGGGGGCGCUGUGCAGCCCUGGGAGGGGCCCGACCUUCCACGCACUGGGCGCUCCGGUGUGGACCACCCCAUCCUGCGAGACCCUGCCCAGAGGACCCCCACGGACGGCAGCAGUGUUGAUGCUGGAUGCUCCAGGGCAGGGGACAGGCGGCCCUUAUGCCCAGCUCCCGGCCCCUCGGUGGACGGCAUCGCCCCCUGUACACCGGAGGGGGUCCCGGGUCUGUCUCAGGUCCCCGCCAAGGAGCUGGACCGCUUCAUCCAGGACCACCUCAAGCCGAGCCCCCAGUUCCAGAAGCAGGUGAGCAAGGCCGUCGAUGGCAUCCUGAGCUGCCUCCGGGAGAACUGUGUCCACAAGGCCUCGAGAGUCGGCAAGGGGGGCGCAUUCGGCCGGGGCACAGACCUCAGGGGUGGCUGUGAUGCCGAACUCGUCAUCUUCCUCAACUGCUUCGAGGACUACAAGGACCAGGGGCCCCGGCGGGCGGAGAUCCUCGCUGAUAUGCGGGACCAGCUGGAAUCCUGGUGGCGGGAUCCGGUCCCCGGCCUGACCCUGAACUUUCCAGAGCAGACCAUGACCGAGGCAUUGCGGUUCCAGCUGGUGUCCCCGGCCCUAGCAAGCUGGACGGACGUGAGCCUGCUGCCGGUCUUUGAUGCCGUGGGGCAGCUCAGUGCCGGCACCAAACCGGACCCCCAGAUCUACCGGACUCUCCUGGACAGCGGCUGCCAGGACGGGGAGCACAGGGCCUGCUUCGCCGAGCUGCGGAGGAACUUCGUGAACUCCCGCCCAGCCAAGCUGAAGAACCUGAUCCUGCUGGUGAAGCACUGGUACCGCCAGGUUGCUGCCAGGAACAAAGGAGAGCAGCCAGCCCGUGCCUCCCUGCCCCCAGCCUACGCCCUGGAGCUGCUGACCAUCUUCGCCUGGGAGCAGGGCUGCGGGAAGGACCGCUUCAACACGGCCGAAGGCCUGAGGACCGUCCUGGGGCUUGUCCAGCAGCACCAGCAGCUCUGUGUCUUCUGGACGGUCAACUACAGCUCUGAGGACCCAGCUCUCAGAACGCACCUCCUCGGCCAGCUUCGGAAACCCAGACCCCUGAUCCUGGACCCGGCCGACCCCACCUGGAACGUGGGCCUGGGCAGCUGGGAGCUGUUGGCCCAGGAAGCGGCCGCCCUGGAGACGCAGGCCUGCUUCAUGAGCGCAGACGGGACACCCGUGCAGCCCUGGGAUGUGAUGCCCACGCUCCUGUACCAGACCCCAGCCAGGGACCUCGACAAGUUCAUCAGUGACUUCCUCCAGCCCAACCGCCAGUUCCUGGCUCAGGUGAACAAGGCGGUUGACACCAUCUGCUCCUUCCUGAGGGAAAACUGCUUCCAGAACUCUCCCAUCAAAGUGCUCAAGGUGGUCAAGCGCGGCUCUUCCGCGAAGGGAACAGCGCUGCGAGGCCGCUCCGAUGCCGACCUGGUGGUGUUCCUCAGCUGCUUCCGCCAGUUCGCCGAGCAAGGGAGCACGCGGGCCGAGGUCAUCUCAGAGAUCCGAGCCCAGCUGGAGGCGUGUAAGCGGGCGCGGCAGUUCGAGGUGAAGUUCGACAUCCCCAAGUGGGAGAAUCCCCGCGUGCUGAGCUUCUCGCUGACGUCCCAGACGAUGCUGGACCAGAGCGUGGACUGCGAUGUGCUGCCGGCCUUUGAUGCCCUCGGCCAGCUGGCCCCUGGCUCCAGGCCCCCGCCUCAAGUCUACGUGGACCUCAUCUGCAGCUACAACACCCCGGGCGAGUACUCCUCCUGCUUCACAGAGCUGCAGCGGGACUUCGUCAUCGCUCGCCCCACCAAGCUCAAGAGUCUGAUCCGACUGGUGAAGCACUGGUACCGGCAGUGCAAGAAGAUGCCCAAGGGGAAGGGCUCUCUGCCCCCCCAGCACGGGCUGGAACUCCUGACGGUGUAUGCCUGGGAGCAGGGGGGGCAGGACCCCCAGUUCAGCAUGGCCGAGGGCUUUCGCACUGUCCUGGAGCUGGUCACCCAGUACCGCCAGCUCUGCGUCUACUGGACCGUCAACUACAGCCGUGAGGACCAGACCGUCAGAGAUUUCCUGGAGCAGCAGCUUCGCAAGCCCAGGCCCAUCAUCCUGGAUCCGGCAGACCCGACAGGCAACCUGGGCCCCAAUGCCCGCUGGGACCUGCUGGCCAAGGAAGCUCAGGCCUGCAUAUCUUCCCUGUGCUGCAUCGGCAGAGAUGGCACCCCCAUCCAGCCGUGGCCAGUGAGGCCCACUCUGCUCACCCAGCCCAUUGAAUCCCCCCCUUGUAUCCAACGGGCACUGCACUCAAACACUGCCCUGCCUCCCGCGGCCUACACGCUGGAGUCCAGCCUGCUUUCGGUUUCCUGGCUCUUCCCAGCUUCCAAGCUCUCAGCCCAGAGAUCCUCUUCCUCCUCUGCCUCCUGCUCUGCCGUGAGCUGUCGCCCUGGCAGGCAGCCGGCAGCAGCAAUGGGCAACUGGCUAUCCAGCAGCUGCCCAGAAACGGUGUACUUGGUACCGGCUCAGAAACUGGAUGAGUAUAUCCAGACCUCACUGAGGCCGACUGAAGACUGUCAGAGACAGAUCGAUGAGGCUGUGGACACCAUCUGUGCCGCCCUGCAGGAAGCCACGGAGCCUCCCAUGGUGAUAGAUGUCGCCAAAGGUGGCUCCUAUGGCCGGAAAACGGUCUUAAAGGGCAACUCCGAUGGUACCCUUGUCAUCUUCAUCAGUGACCUUGAAAAAUUCCAGGACCAGAAGGAAAACCAACAUGAAAUCCUCGACAAAAUCUGGGAGCGGCUGAGAGCUUGUCAGCUCGAAAGGAAGCUGACAGUCAAGAUGGAGAUGCAGAGGUCCUAUGUUGACCUCACCAUCCGGCUGUCCACACAAUGGCAGAGCGUCACUUUUGACGUGCUGCCCGCCUUCGAUGCUCUGGACUUGAGCGGCAAGCCCAGCCCCUCGACCUAUCGAGACCUCAAAAGAGCCUUGGACCAGGCAAAAGCCAGCCCCGGUGGAUUCUCCGUCUGCUUCACAAAACUCCAGCAGAAUUUUUUUAACAACCAUCCCAGGAAGCUGAAGGAUUUGACCCUCUUGGUAAAGGCCUGGCAUCAACAGUGCCAGAAAUGGUGGGAGCAUCGAUCCCUGCCACCCUCGUAUGCUCUAGAGCUGCUCACCGUCUAUGCCUGGGAAGAGGGGUGUAGAGAGGAAGACUUUGACAUAGUUCAAGGCCUCAGAACUGUCCUAGAGCUCAUCGAGAAGCAGGAGCAGCUGUGUGUCUAUUGGACAGUCAACUACAACUUUGAGGAUGAGACCGUCCGGAACGUCAUGCUGAACCAGAUCCGAUCAUCAAGGCCAGUCAUCUUGGAUCCAACUGACCCCACCAAUAUGGUGAGCAAAGAUGAGACGUGCUGGCGACUGCUAAAAAUAGAAGCUCAAAACUGGUUAUUUUCUCUCAGCCUGAGAGAGUCACCUGGACCAUCUUGGAAUGUUCUGGCAGCAUCACUCCAUGAGACCCCAGGCCACCUUCUGGAUAAAUUCAUCAAGGACUUUCUCCAGCCCACGAAAACUGUCAACAUUCAGAUCAAGACAGCUGUUGGCAUCAUCUCGAAGUUCCUUAAAGAAAUCUGCUUUCGGCAUUCCGCUACGAAGGUCCAGAAGCCCAUCAAGGCAGGGUCCUCCGGCAAAGGCACCGCCCUCAGGACCGGCUCUGACGCCGACCUCGUCGUGUUCGUCGACUCGCUGACGAGCUUCCCCUCCCAGAAAGCCGAGCGCUACAACGUCAUCAAGGAAAUCAAACACCAGCUAGAAGCCUACCAGCGGCAAGUGACCGAUCAGGAGGUGGAAGUGACGUUUGAGAUUUCAAAAUGGGAGGCUCCCAGGGUGCUGAGCUUCUCUCUGAAAUCCAGAAAUCUCAACGGGAGUGUUGACUUCGAUGUGCUGCCGGCAUUUAAUGCGCUGGAGAAGCUGGGACCUCUCUGCAGAGUCUACACCAAGCUCAUCGCUCAGUACGAGCAGCACGCAGACACCCCGGGGGGCGAGUUUUCUGCCUGCUUCACAGAGCUGCAGCGAGACUUCGUCAGCUCCCGGCCCACCAAGCUGAAGGACUUACUUCGCCUGGUGAAGCACUGGUACAAGCAGUGUGAAAGGAGACUGAAGAAAAAGGGGUCGCUGCCCCCCAAGUACGCCUUGGAGCUGCUCACCAUCUACGCCUGGGAGCAGGGCAGCGGGGCCACAAGUUUUGACACCGCCCAAGGUUUCCGCACGGUCCUGGAGCUGGUCACCCGCUAUCAGCAGCUCUGUGUCUUCUGGACGGUCAACUACAACUUCGAGAAUGAGACUGUGAGGAACUUCCUGCUGAAGCAGCUCCAGAGACCCAGGCCGGUCAUCCUGGACCCGGCCGAUCCCACCGGCGACGUGGGCGGAGGGAACCGCUGGUGCUGGCAUCGUCUGGCGAACGAAGCUGCCGAAUGGCUGUCCUCCUCCCUCUGCUUCAAGGAUGGAACUGGAGGUCCCGUCCCGUCGUGGAAAGUGCCGACGGUGCAGACACCGGGAAGCUGUGGGGCUGGUGUCGGUCCUGUCAUCAACGAGAUGUUCUCGUACAGAAGUCGUGGAAUCCUAGACUGAAAAUGCUCAGAGAAACUUCUCGAGGUCACCUGACAAGUGCUUUUGAAGAAUCAGUUUACUGUGUAAAUGCGUAU